Molecule: messenger RNA, 3714 nt
Organism: Sceloporus undulatus (fence lizard)
Lineage: Eukaryota; Metazoa; Chordata; Lepidosauria; Squamata; Phrynosomatidae
Product: zinc finger protein 25-like
Exons: 12
Coding region: 434-2797 (787 amino acids)
Biological process (GO): regulation of DNA-templated transcription
Source: RefSeq, a predicted model, not a curated record
AAAAGAAGGAGGUCCAGGCCAUAAAGAGGGAGGCCUCUGCUCUCCAGGAAGGAAGACAAGGGGCUUGGGGGGGGGGGUUAUUUUCUUCCUUUCCAAGGAAGACCAAAUUAAAGGCAGGGUGACUAGGUGUAAUGACUGCAAAGGAGGACACAAAACCGCAAAAGCUGCCGAAAGACGCUUCAUUGUUUUUGCUGCAGUGGACUAAAAUGGUGGGUCCACCCUUGUAAUGUUGGCUCUGGCUACACAGGUUCUGCAGGUACUUAAUACUAAAGUUUGCAAGACAGGUUUAGCAAAGAUGAAAGCUUGGGGAGGACAAGCUGCAUCACGUUUGCCACAAUCCUCCUGUUUUACUGAUUGCAAAUUUCGGAUUGCAAAGUCUCUGUCUUCCAGCAUUGUCUGAGGCUUCGUGUCACAUCCAGUCAACUACAAUACCAUGAUACGAUUGCCAUUGGGUAGUCAGUUCCUUCCUUGGAAAUCGGAAAUGGCUGAAACAGGAUUGCCUCAGGUUGCUGUGACUUUUCAGGAAGUGGCCAUGUAUUUCACAAAAGGACAAUGGGCUCUACUGGAUCUGAAUCAGAGAGCUUUAUACAAGGAAGUCAUGCAAGAGAAUUAUGACAACGUGACCUCCUUGGGAUUUCCACUCAUCAAGCCUGAUCUGAUCUCCUGGAUUGAACAAGACCCUUGGUUUCUAGAUCACCUUGUCUUAGAGAAAAUGGAGGUUACAUCACAUCACAGCACAGGGUUUCCCAGUGUGACGGUCAAGGUGAAACAAGAAGAGGAACCCUGCGACCUGUGGGUAUCUGAGGCCUCCCCAAAGACCAGCUCAGAAUUUCCUGACAUUAUAAUAAAGCAAGAGAAGGAAGAGGACUUGUGUGUUAUGAGUCGCCAAGGAUUUGAGGAAAAUGCAAAUAUUGUCGGUCAACAGUCAGCAGAGCAUAGUGUGACCUCUCCAUUUCAAUCCAGAUGGAAGAGGAGAAAGGAGAAAGGAAGAUCGGCUGGAAGACCAGCAGAGAUACCAGUAGCUUUUGAAGAUGUGGCUGUGUAUUUUACAGAGGAGGAAUGGGAUCUGCUGGAACCGAACCACAGAUCUUUGUACAGGGAAGUCAUGAUGGAAAAUUAUGAGACUCUGUCCUCGCUUGUUCCAAAGCCUAAUUUCAUUUCUCCUGUUGAACAAGGAGAAGAGCUGUGGGUGUUGGAUGCACAGGCCCUAGAAAAAUCAGAAACCUCUGACAUCAAAUUGGGUGUCACAUCAGCAGAUAACUGGAGAAAGACAAAUGUAUGCAAACAAUGCUGGAGAUGUUUUGCACACAAACUGGAUCUUGCCAGACACCAGCGAAAUCAUAUGGAAGAUGAAAAUUCAAUCGGAAAGAAGCUCUACAUAUGCACCAUGUGUGGAAGACAUUUUGCCCAAAAGAGAGCACUUAUACUUCACAAGAAGAUCCACCCUGGAAAGAAAAUUUUUGGAUGUGAAGUGCAUGGGAAAAAUUUUGAUUGCGAGUUGCCCCUUCCAUGCCAUCUCUCAGGAGAGAAACUGGAGCACAGACAGUGUUUUGCUCAGACUUCAAACCUUUUGAGACACCAGAUAAAUCAAAGGGGAGGGAAAUCUUACAAAAGCCAGGAGCACUGGAAAUAUUUUACUCACCAGUUAGACCUUGUGAAUCAUCAGAGAAUCCACACAAGUGACAAAGCAUACAAAUGCGUGGAUUGUGGUAAAUGUUUUACUCGGAAAUCAAACCUGGUGACUCAUCAAAGACUCCACAAAGGAGAUAAACCAUACAGCUGUCCGGAGUGUGGGAAAUGUUUUGCUCGGAGUGCACAAGUUGCAAUCCACCAGAGAGUCCAUACUGGAGAGAAACCAUAUAUUUGUCAGGAAUGUGGAAAAGGUUUUGCUCAGAAUUCAACUCUUUUGAUCCACCAAAGAAUCCACAGAGGGGAGAAACCAUAUAAGUGUGAGCAAUGUGGUAAAUAUUUUGCUCACAAUUCACACCUUAUGAAGCACCAGAAAGUCCACACAGGCGAGAAACCAUUCAAAUGCCAGGAGUGUGGGAAAUGUUUUGUUCGUAAGGCAGAACUUACAGCACACCUGAGAGUCCACACAGGAGAGAAACCAUACAAAUGCCAGCAGUGUGGAAAAUGUUUUGCUAACAAGUCAGAUAUUAUGCCUCAUCAGAGAAUUCACACAGGAGAGAAACCCUACAAAUGUCAGCAGUGUGGGAAAUGUUUUGCUCAGAAUGCACAUCUUCUAGGGCACCAAAAAGUCCACACGGGAGAAAAACCAUACAAAUGCCAGGAGUGUGGCAAAUGUUUUGCUCACAAGUCAGACCUUGUUGUUCACCAUAGAGUCCACACAGGAGAGAAGCCAUACAGAUGCCAGCACUGUGGGAGAUGUUUUGCACAGAAGUCACAUCUUGUAGGCCACCAGCGCAUCCACAUAGGAGAGAAAUCAUACACAUAUCAAGAGUGUGAGAAAUAUUUUUCUCACGAUUUAAAUCUUAUUAGUCAAGAAAGAGUCAACCCAAGAGAGAACCCUUACAAAUGUCAGGAGUGUGGGAAGUAUUUUACUUGCAAUUCAAACCUGGCCAGACAUCAGAGAGUACAUACAGGAGAAAAACCAUUCAAAUGCCAGGAGUGUGGAAAAUGUUUUUCUCAGAAUUCAUAUCUUGUGAGCCACCAGAGAGUGCACACAGGAGAGAAACCAUUUCAGUGUCGGGAGUGUGGGAAAUGUUUUGCUCAAAAUUCAAAUCUUGUGACUCAUCAGAGAGUCCACACAAGGAAAAAAAUGUUAAAAAGCCAGUAGUGUCAAAAAUGCUUUGCUUUCCACUGAGAGCUUAUAAAACAUCAGGAGUCCAGAUAGGAGUACUGAAAAUAUUUUAAUAGUCAUCCAAACAACGUGAGCCAUCCAAGAACUGAGAUAGGAGAGGAAACAUUGAAAUGCCAGGAGUGUGGGGGGUGUUGUGCUCACAAGUCAGACAAGUUAGCCAGCAGAGAGUUAUACAGGAAACAAACCAUAAAAAUUCCAGGUGUGUGGGAAAUGUCUUGCUUGAAGAGCAAAACUUGUGAUCCUUCUGAGUGUGCACAUAGGAUCUAAACUCCGUCAAAGCCAUGGUUACAGAAAACAUUUUGCUGAACUAUCCAGCGGUCAUAUGCCACCAGAAGAUUCACAGAGGAGAGAUUGUUCAUGCAUUGAAAUGUGGGGUUAUGUUUUUCUGCAACACGUUGGCUAGCAUCUUGUUAGUGGCAUAUGCAGACAUGACUUAACCUUACACUUGCAUAUAUGUAUUUGUGUUCAUUCUGGAGUUUGCAUUCUCUCCCUCUGCAGCAAACAAAGUGACCCAACCUACUAUAGAGCUAUCGAACACCAACCCCAUGGCUUUUCCAUGUCAAGUGGAGAGCAGAGGCCAUUGCAGAACCAUCCAGAUAACAUUCCCAUAACCACAUACAAAAUGAUAAGACUGGAGGAUUCCAGUGUCUGACUACAGGGCUACAACCAGAUACUGCUGAGAUACCUUACCCCACUCUACCAGGCAAAGAAUAGCCAUUGGAGGAUAGCUUUAGCAGCUCUGUGUUAAGGCUGGGGAUAGGAGGAGUAGGUAAUACUCCAGAGGACAGGAUCAAAAUUCAAAAUGACCUUAAUAAAUUAGAAAGCUGGGCCAAAGCUAACAAAAUGAAUUUCAACAUGGAGAAAUGUAGGGUACUGCACUUAGGGUGGAAAAA